UUAGGACAGGAGAAAAACAUUCUUAAGUAAUGUCAGGAAGCUGGUAUUUUAUUUUAAAACUAAUUGCUAUUUUUAUUUAUUUAGAGAAUUAAAAGCCAACUCCAGACCACUGCUUGCUUGUCCUGAUUUGUGAGGGAUUGAUGGAGAGUUGGUAAGGAGAGGAAUCAGAACAGGAGCGCCUCCCUCUGCCCCCCAAACACAUAAUCAGUUUUUGUAUGCAGUGCCAGUUCUGCUCUUUUGUCUGUUCAAGCCAAGAAGUACUCUUAAGGCAUCACCAGCUACGACAUAGAAGAGGAUUUCAUUUGCCCUGUGUUUACAGUGACUGCGUCUGUUCGUUUAGGACACGAGGGGCAUUGAAGUCUCACCUCAGCAGAUCACAUAACAGGGCUAAGAAAAGGCAGGAGAUCUCAACAUUUUUUUGUGAUUUUUGUGAAUUUAAGGAAAACUGUUCACAGCAUACAUUUAUUUCACAUAUUUUAAGGCACUUAAAAAAACAUCAGACUGUAUCCUGUCCUUUCCAAAAAUGUGACUAUGUUACCAACAAUUUAUCAACCUUUACGUCACACACAAGCAGAAAGCACAAAAACUCAAAAGAUAUAAAAAACUGUAUUAGACUGAUUUCUCAUGCAGAUGCAUGUCCUAGUGAAAGUACCUCCCCUGAUGAAUCCUUAAAUACCUCUCAGGAGCCAGAGACAUUACCAAGUGGUUCAGGUGUAGCAUCAAGUGAUAAACAGGACAAUGAGUUUGUAGAUUACCAAUGUCUUGAACAUAAAAUAGCUAGACUUUUUCUAUGCAUGCAAACAUUGUUACAUGUUUCUAAAAGUGCUUUGCAGAGAAUUAUUGAGGAAAUUAGUGACAUUUUAAAAUUUUCUCAGGUUCAUUCAUUUCAAAGAAUCAAAGAGGUGCUUGCUGAACAGAACAUUGAGGCAGAUGAUGAUGUAAUUAAAAAUAUAAAUGAUGCACUUUUCAAAACCAACGCAUUAAUUAUCUCAACAGAACCAAAAGGUGCAUUAUCUACUGAUUACAAGAGAAAUUUUUAUUUCAAGAAUAAUUUUCAUGUAAUUGAGCCUAAAGAGUACACCUACAAAGCGAGAACUAGAAAUACAUUUGUUUAUGUCUCAGUAAACCAGGUCUUGGAGAACUUAUUGAAAGAGAAAAGUUUCUUUGAAAAGUUAGCAUUUGAUAAAGAAAUUAGUGAAGGUUACAGAUCAUUUAGAGAUGGGCAGUAUUUCAAAAACAACAAGCUUUUAGGAUUGCAAGAUACUUGCAUUAGUUUAGCUUUGUAUAUUGACGACUUUGAAAUAUGCAACCCUUUAGGAACAUCUCGAAAAAUUCAUAAAAUAACUGCCGUUUAUUGGGUUGUACUCAACUUAUCUGCAAGGUUUCGUUCUACAUUGCCCUCAAUACAGCUUGCUCUUCUUGGUAAAAGUGUGGACGUUAAACAGUUUGGGUAUGAUGCUUUUCUUUAUCCACUCAUUGAGGAUUUAAAAUGUCUUGAAAGCACAGGGGUGUACGUUGAAUCUUUAAAUAUUUUUUUGAAGGGAACUGUAUUUUGUGUCUGUGCAGAUAACCUUGGGGCUCACAGCCUUGCAGGCUUUUUGGAGUCCUUUAAUGUCGACAAGUUUUGUCGAUUUUGUAGUAUUGAUAAACAUCAGAUUGCAACUCUUGAUCCUACAGAAUUUCCAUUAAGAACUGUGGAACAGCAUAACAUUUUUCUAGAAGAGCUUGAGGCUGGUCAAAGACAAAGUGUGUGUGGUGUCAAAGGUUCCUGUGCCUUAAAUGCGUUGUCCUAUUUUCAUCCAGUCACUGGAUUUCCUCCAGAUAUAUUACAUGAUUUCUUUGAAGGUGUUGUCCCUGUGGAAUUGUGUUUGUGUCUUCAAGAUUUAAUCAGAAAGGGUUUUAUCACAUUUGAAGGACUAAACAAACAUAUAAAAUCAUUUCCAUAUAAAUUCUCUGAUAAGCUCAACAAGCCACAACAAAUUACAAAAGCUAGUUUUGGAACAGGAAGAGUGAGUGGCAAUGGACAUGAAAACUGGACACUUUUGCGUUUGCUGCCUUUUAUCAUUGGGACCCGUAUACCAGAACAUGAGCCAUCAUGGGAAAUAUUGAUGGACCUUAAGGAGCUUGUUGAGAUUGUUGUCUCGACAACUCUAUCAGAAGAAAUAUUGUCAUACUUGGACACCAAAAUAUUGGAUCAUCGACGACUACUGACAGAGACUUUUCCUGAUUUUAAUUUGAAGCCAAAACACCACUAUAUUGAACAUUAUAGUCAUCUUGUGCGUUGUUUUGGUCCCUUAGUUGAUUUGUGGACUAUUCGAUUUGAAUCUAAGCACAACUUUUUCAAGAAAACUGUGCAUGAUGUCCAAUGCUUUAAGAAUAUACUACUAACACUUUCUUCGAAGCAUCAACAAAUGAUGGCAUACUUCUUAGAUGGACACAGUCUUUUUAAACCAAGUCUGCAUGUUGAUAAUAUUGACACAGUUGACAUCUGUUUCUAG
Messenger RNA from Oreochromis aureus, 2498 nucleotides. RefSeq lists its product as uncharacterized. The record is from RefSeq and is a predicted model, not a curated record. Lineage: Eukaryota; Metazoa; Chordata; Actinopteri; Cichliformes; Cichlidae. Bases 216 to 2498 code for a protein of 760 amino acids. The transcript has 2 exons.